UGGUGGAAGAUUAAAAAUGAGGAGUAAAUGAGUUAAAUAUGAGUUAAGUAUGAUUUGUGGCCGCCACCGUAGCUGAGAAAAACAGCAAUAAACAAACCAUUUACUUGUACUCCUUACUCUCAACCAAGUCUACGGUGAGAGAGAGAGAGAGAUGGAUGAGGGAUUGGUGAGGAAGGAGGAGAGAGGAAGAAGAUGGGGAGAGAUAUUGGAGGAGAUGAAGAGAUUAUGUUAUUUAGCAGGGCCGAUGGUGGCUGUCACUCUUUCAUUCUUCUUGCUCAAUGUCAUUUCAUUGAUGAUGGUCGGCCACUUAGGGGAACUCCCUCUUUCCAGCACCGCCAUAGCCAUUUCUUUUGCUGGCGUCACUGGCUUCAGCGUCCUUUUAGGUAUGGCAAGUGCUCUAGAGACGAUCAGCGGGCAAGCUUUCGGAGCUAAGCAAUAUGAGAGGGUCGGAACUCAGACUUACACUGCCAUCGCCUCUCUGCUCUUGGUCUGCUUUCCCAUGUCUCUCCUGUGGAUAUACAUGGGAGACUUGCUCAAAUUGGUUGGCCAAGACCCUCAGAUUUCUCACGAGGCCGGGAGGUUCUCAGUGUGCCUAAUCCCAGCUCUCUUUGGAUACGCAGCUCUCCAGCCCCUCAUUCGUUACUUCCAGAUGCAGAGCUUGAUCUGGCCCAUGCUCGUUAGCUCGUGCACCACCCUCUGCUUCCAUGUGCCCGUGUGUUGGGUGCUCGUCUACAAAACAGGGUUGGAGAAUCUCGGAGGUGCAGUCUCCAUUGGCCUCUCUAUGUGGUUGAAUGUCACCAUUUUAGGUCUGUAUAUGUGGUACUCGCCCGACUGCCAGAAAACAAGAGCUCCAAUCUCGUGUAUGAUAUUCGAGAUCAACGGGAUUAAGGAGUUCUUCCGCUUUGCAGUGCCUUCUGCUGUUAUGAUUUGUCUGGAGUGGUGGUCGUACGAGCUGAUGAUCUUGAUGUCGGGGCUAUUACCAAAUCCCCAACUUGAGAGCUCCGUACUGUCUGUGUGCCUAAACACUAUCUCAACGCUGUAUGCAAUACCGUUUGGAUUUGCUGGUGCAGCGAGUACUAGGAUUUCAAAUGAGCUGGGAGCCGGGAGGCCGGAGGGGGCCCAGCUCUCUGUCAGGGCGCUAAUGCUGCUUGCUGGUGUGUGCGCGUUGAGUAUAAGUUCAUGUGUGUUUGCUAGCCGGGAUGUUUUUGGAUACAUUUUCAGCAAUGAGAAGGAAGUCGUGGACUACGUUGCUUACAUGGCACCGCUUCUCUGUCUGUCUAUUAUAACGGACAAUCUCCAAGGAUGUCUUUCUGGGGUUGCUAGGGGAUGCGGGUGGCAGCACAUUGGCGCCUAUAUCAACCUUGCAUCGUUUUAUCUAUUCGGAAUCCCUAUCGCGAUUGCACUGACGUUUUGGUUUAAUUUUAGAGGGGUUGGCCUCUGGAUCGGGAUAUUAUCCGGUGCAACGCUUCAGACGAUUUUGCUCUCGCUAAUAACCAUUUUCACAAAUUGGGAGAAACAAGCUGCUAAAGCAAGAGAGAGGUUAUUCAAGGAGGAGAUUGCACUUCUUUCAUGAAGGAGGAAAGGGAAUUUAAAUUUUGUAAUAGUCAUAAUAAUACUAUCCCCAGGUUUGUUUGACAUUUGAAAUUUUAAGUGGAGUAUAUGUUUUUUUGAA
This is a messenger RNA of Salvia hispanica, 1672 nucleotides long. Its product is annotated as protein DETOXIFICATION 14-like. The record is from RefSeq and is a predicted model, not a curated record. Gene Ontology annotation, molecular function: xenobiotic transmembrane transporter activity; antiporter activity. Gene Ontology annotation, biological process: xenobiotic detoxification by transmembrane export across the plasma membrane. Gene Ontology annotation, cellular component: membrane. Lineage: Eukaryota; Viridiplantae; Streptophyta; Magnoliopsida; Lamiales; Lamiaceae.